Molecule: messenger RNA, 4105 nt
Organism: Elaeis guineensis (African oil palm)
Lineage: Eukaryota; Viridiplantae; Streptophyta; Magnoliopsida; Arecales; Arecaceae
Source: RefSeq, a predicted model, not a curated record
UGAAACUGUUACAUGUAUCCAACAAUCGUCCAGCCAUCGUCUAAGCUCCCCUAUUCAGCCGCUCCAAGCCGCCCACCCAGUUGAGAGACGUAAAAAACAAACAAAGGAAAAACCAGGGGAAACACAGGAAAAAUCAACGAAAGACGGAAAAAAUUAAAAGGUGUUACAUGAGCACUAUGGCCAUCAGUUAAAAUGGCCGGUAUAAUGGUUUGAGCACAUCCAGUUAUGUUAUAGUUGAUGUAGUAGCCAAAGGCUUGCAUGUCCCAGUCCACUUUGACAUGUUUGCAGGCCGAACUACCAUACAUCAAUUUCUAAAUAUGAUGUGAUUGUGCAAAGUAAACAUGAGAAGGAAGUUCAGGCAGUUUUUAAUCACUCCAUAGGAGUCCUCAAAUGAUAAUGCAUAUAUACAUGGAACAGCAGCAAUGCAAAAUGUACACAGUUGACAUCUUUAAGAAAUUCAAAGAUGAGCUGAAGGCCUUGGUGAACUUUGUCUCUUUGCUAUUAAAGGUUGAUGGCCAAAUAUCUACCUUUGAAGUAAAAGAACGUGCAAGUGUAAAGGUGGUUAGGGGGCAGAGCAGAAGUGCUAUGAAGUUCUUUACGAAGAAAGAAACUUGGAGGUGCAAUGUAUUUGGUGCUCAUUUCACAUUAGAGUGUCAGGAUGACCAACAGUCAGCUAUCAAUCAGGGCCAGAGUGAAGCUUCCAACAAUAUGUCCCUUCUAUAUAUUUCAAUAUGCAGGAAGCUCAAAUACCAGCGGUAACUCAUGGUCCAAGGCCUCCGAAGCAGAAGGAACACAGUUUUGCUGCUGCUUCAGUGCAUUAUUUGGAGCAGAACCAAGGGUUGCUUUAUUUCAGUUUGUAGGAGACUUUGGAUGGUUCUUCCAUGGGAGAGCCAUCGGAUUAUAAUUUGGAUUUAGUUCCUGUAAGUGGAUCAUCCAUUGCUGGAGAAGGGUGGGAGCCUCAUGCUGAAAAAGUGCAGGAGCCCAUUGUUGGAGGACAAAACUUCAUUAAUGAAGAAAGGCAGGAGUUCGUUGUCGGAGAAGGGCCGGAGCUUGUUGCCAAAGGAGGGCAGCAGCCCCUUGCUGUUGUUGCCAAAAGAGGGCAGCAGCCCCUUGCUGAAAAUGCAUCUGUUUGUGUAAGUGGAUCGUCUAUUGCCAAAGAAGGGUGGAAGCCUGAUGCUGAGAAAGUGCAGGAGCCCAUUGUUAGGGGAGGACAAGACUUCAUUAAUGAGAAAGGGAAGGAUUGCAUUGUUGGAGAAGGGCCAGAGCCUGUUGCUAAAAGAGGGCAGGAGCCCCUCACUAAAAAUGCGCCGGAGCUUAUCGCUGGAGAAGAGCAGGAGGCUAUAACAGAGAAUGAGCACGAGUUUGCUGCUGGAAAUCAGGAGUCUGUUGCCGAAAAAGAGCAGGAAAUUUCUCAAGAAACAAUUUUAGGUGAUGACAGCACUCCACGUGUGGGGAUGACAUUCAAAUCUCCUGAAGAAGCCUUCAGAUUUUAUGACCAAUAUGCCCGUCGUACUGGAUUUGGCAUUAAAAUACUACACUCAAUGUACUACAAAGAUGGACGAUGUAGGUAUCUUAUGCUCUCGUGCAACAGAGAUGGUAAAGUGAACUAUAAAUCUGAGAAAGUGGCACCUAAAACUAACUGCAACACAAGGUUCGGACUGGUAUGCCAUAAAGAUGGAUUGCUCCAUGUUAAGAAAGCUAUUAAUGACCACAACCAUCCCCUUACUCCGGGAACAGCUCACUCCCAUCCAUCCAAGAAGAGGAAACAAUAUCUUGGAGAUAUUGAUGAAGACAGGAUACUUUCAGACAAGUUGUGCCAAGAACAUGGGUCUACGAAGUCACGGAAACAAGGAGCCGGAGAUAACAAAUGCAAGUUGAGACUUGUGGAAGGAGAUGGUGAAGCUCUCCGUCAGUUCUUUGUUGGCAUACAAAUGAAGAAUUCUUGCUUCUUCCACUCGAUCUAUCUGGAUGAAGAAGGUUGUUUAAAGAAUGUGUUUUGGGCUGAUGGUAGGUCAAGAAUAGCGUAUCGGUAUUUUGGUGAUGUUGUUUUAUUUGAUUCGACAUUUCUGAUGAGUAAAUUUUAUUUGCCUCUUGUUUCAAUUGUUGGCGUAAACCAUCAUGGCCGCUUGGUGUUGCUUGGUUGUGCUUUGCUUUCCGAUGAAACCAGUGAGACAUAUGCUUGGCUAUUUAAGACUUGGCUAUCUUGCAUGCUCGGACAAACUCCAACUGCGGUAAUUACUGACAGAAAUAGAGCCAUACAGCAAGCAGUUGCCAAAGUAUUUCCAAGAGCUCGUCACCGGCAAUGCAUGUGGCAUAUAAUGAAAAGGCUUCCAGAAAACUUGCAAGGAUGUGUACAAUACAAAGAAAUUAAGAAGGCUUUUAAGAGAGUAGUGUAUGAUUCUUUGACAGCUAAUGAGUUUGAAGAAGACUGGAGAAAAAUGGUUGAGAAGUAUGGACUUGGUGAUAAUGAGUGGAUCAAGGUGCUAUAUGAAGAUCGACAUUGCUGGGCUCCAGUUUUUGUGAAAGACACAUUUUGGGCAGGAAUGUCUAUCACCUUACGUGGUGAGAGCAUGAACUCCUUCUUUCAUGAGUAUGUUAAUUGCAAGACCACCCUGCAACAAUUCCUUAGCGAGUAUGAGGUAAUCAUGCAAAGAAAACAUGAAAAGGAAGUUCAGGCAAAUCUUGAAUCAUGUCAUCAAAGCACUCAAUUGAUAACACAGAUUUACAUGGAACAGCAGCUAUGUAGAGUCUACACAAUUGACAUGUUCAAAAAAUUCCAAGAGGAGAUCAAGGCUUUAGAAUAUUGUGUUUCUUCACUGAUAAAGGUUGAUGGUCGGAUAUCUAUCUUUGAAGUACAAGAACAUGUAAGAGCAAAAGAUGGUAAAAUCAUGGAGCAGAAGAGCUAUGAAGUUCGUUAUAAUGAAAAUGAGUUGGAGAUUUCAUGUGUUUGUUGUUCUUUUCAGUUCAGAGGAAUACUUUGUAGACAUGCAUUAUCUGUGCUUCACUUUAAUGGCGUGACUGAACUUUCGUCUAAGUAUAUUCUUCAGCGUUGGAGAAAAGACUUUAAGCAGAUGCAUUCUUUGAAUUGCUUUCCUAAUCAGGUUGUCGUUGAUGGGACAAUGGAAUGUCAUGAAAUUUUUCGCAAUCGUUGCCUUAAACUGGCUGAAAUAGGAAUGAUGUUUGAUGAAAAACAUGAAUUUGCUGAGAAGGUAGUCAAUGAGGCAAUACGGAAACUUCUUUCAGAUGAUAGCACAUGUGAAGAUACGCAACCUGAGACUCUUUCUCUUGAAGCUACAACAAAUUGCCACAUGGCUAGUUUUAGUGCCAAUGGCGAUAGGGAUAUGGGAAAUGAAAAUCAUGGAAUCCAUGAUCCCUUGCAAGUAAGCAGGCAGAUUGGAAAUCACCCGCAUUUUCAAUUUUUUCAAGAGAGGGUUCAGGCUGACCAACAGUCAACUGGCUAUAGAUCGGGAGCAGAGUGGAGCAUCCAGCAAUAUUUUCAUGACACUCAGAUACCAGAGGCAUCUCCUUGCUCAAGGUCCUGGUAGAAGAGGAAGCUUCAGUUUGCUAAAUAGUAGCCACAGGUAUAUCUAGAGUUCCUUGCCAUGAUCCAUAUUUUACAAUUCCUUUCUCCUUUGGAUUGGAUAGAGUGAGUUGUCUUUGAAAGGAGAAAAAUAGGUUGCUGGAGAAGUCUGUCAAAUGGAAAACUUUUUCUAGUGGUGAUUAUUUUUAUUACCGGUCUGGUAUUUGAUUCUCUCUGGUGCAUGGUAAGUCCAACAGAUUUCACGAAUGACCACUGAACCAGCCAAUCUGCUAAAAUGGACUUUGCCAUCCAUGUUAGCUGGGGAAAACUCUGCACUUCCUGAAAGGGACCUGAUUUGGAUAGCUUCAGAACGACAAGAAAAGCUUUCAUGAGCUGGUAUCUGCAUGGAGUUAUAUUUCUGCUUUGUAAGAUAUGUUUAUUGAUUUCUUAGAAUGCCACAGCUGAAAACAGUUAUUAUACUAUGUAAAGUUCAUGUAAGAAAAUAGUUGUUUAAUGUUCCCUGGACUUCAUGACACUGAUAUAUGAUCCUUUAUUAGCUUUUCCUUUAAUGGAUCAAUGUUUAAA